UAACUGUAGCAACGGUUUGUUUACACACAGACCUUGAGAUCAUUCUGGUUCAUUCAUUUCAGACAAGAUAGGCAACACUUUUCAACUUUCUGGGCACGGAAAGGAGAUAAGUGGUUUUUUGUUCCACACUCCAGAAUAUCAGAGGAGAAUGUCUCGGCUGAUGGAACCUCCAACCAAGUUCUUUCCUCCAGAAUGGAGACGUGCAAACCAAAUCAUGUAUGAUAGUGCGGAGGCUGAGCGGGCACGGUCUGAACGACUCUCGGCAGAGAGCCGGAGGUUGAUGGAGGAGAGUGAUAAGAUCUCUAAACGCAUGCAACUGGAUGCCAAACAGAAACUGGAGCAAAGAAUCAAUGACAUCAAGUUCUGGAGGACCGAGCUGGACCGGAAACUGGAGGAGACAGUUCAGGAGAUUGAAAACCUGAUAACCUGUAAGAGCCGGGUGGAGAGAGCUUUGGAGAGCUGCUCCGAGCCCCUCAGAGUCGUCCUGCAGUGCCUGGCGGAGAGACAGAGGCGUGUUUCCACUGACCUGGUGCACGAUGAGGUGGAACAGGAACUGAUGAAGGAGAAGGAGGUGAUUGAGGGCGUGACAUCUCUGCUGCAACGCACCCUGGAACAGACCAAUGAACAGAUCCGAUUGAACCGCUCUGCCAAGUACUACCUUGAAAAGGACCUCCGGGACAAAUUCCAAGCAGAGAGGAUUGAUGAUUUCUGCUCUGUUCUCACCAACACCUCCCCGAGUAUUGACAACGUGACCAAACACAUGGAGUUGGCAGUACCAGGGGCCACUGUGACUCCGGAGGAGUGGGAGACCUUCUCUAACAUCAACAUCGUCAAAGCAGAGAGGGAGAAGAACAACGCACUAUCUCUGAGGGCUCUGGUGGAGAGUCUGCUGGACCAGACGGCCGGCGACAUGCGGAGGCAGCACGGUGCCACGAGCAUGGCCCUCCGCCUGCAGGUCCAGGAGAAAAAGAGGGCCAAGGGACACCUGGAGGACCACCUGGCCGAGGUCCUGUCGGAGGUGACUAGUCAGGAGAGGAACUUGGAGGCCCUGCGUGUGGCCAUCGCCGAUAAAGAGGGACCGCUGAAGGUGGCCCAGGCUCGGCUGUCUGCCCGUGGCCAGAGACCAAGCGCCGAACUCUGCCAUGACCCGGCCCAGGUUCGCCUGCUUUCAGAGGUCAAGGAGCUCACUGCACACAUCAAGAGACUGCAAGAAGUCCAGGCCCAGUCAGAGAUGGAGCUACGGGCCCUGACCCACUCCCAGCUGGCCCUGGAGGAGGAGAUCCAGAUCAAGUCCCACUCCCUCUACAUCGACGAGGUCAUCUGUACCCAGCUCCGCCAGCCCGUGUCCAUCCACAGCUUCUGAAUGCCCAUCCCAACCCCGCGGCUUGCCUGGCUCUUCACGUCUUGCAUUAGACGAUGUGGUACCAGACUGGACCACGCUCUUUGGCUAAUCCACGCAUGAGGCAUGCUGGACUUUUCUAAUCAAACCGGGCCAUUUUACUGAAUAAAAGACACGUCAUGAUGGUUAAAGAAA
Molecule: messenger RNA, 1534 nt
Organism: Esox lucius (northern pike)
Lineage: Eukaryota; Metazoa; Chordata; Actinopteri; Esociformes; Esocidae
Gene: tekt1
Product: tektin 1
Exons: 8
Coding region: 149-1363 (404 amino acids)
Biological process (GO): cilium movement involved in cell motility; cilium assembly
Cellular component (GO): nucleus; microtubule cytoskeleton
Source: RefSeq, a predicted model, not a curated record